Molecule: messenger RNA, 249 nt
Organism: Peronospora matthiolae
Lineage: Eukaryota; Oomycota; Peronosporomycetes; Peronosporales; Peronosporaceae
Source: the annotation of a GenBank genome assembly
AUGGCGGACACUGCCUCGAAGCAUCGAGCUGAGUUUGCCUUUGCUCAGCUUGAGAACGAGAGAUCUCUGACAUCUCUUCGUGACGAGCUAAGGGUAGCUCGUGGGAUUGCUGAUCGGUCUCGGGAUGAGAUAGCUGCUCUUCAGACCCUUGUCGAUACCCACCAUCGGGAGCACAAGGCUCUCUGCGAGAUGCUUGAGCGCAAGGGCGUUCUUCAUCGGAAGAAGCGGCGUACUGAUGGUACGGCUUGA